Molecule: messenger RNA, 7121 nt
Organism: Hippocampus zosterae (dwarf seahorse)
Lineage: Eukaryota; Metazoa; Chordata; Actinopteri; Syngnathiformes; Syngnathidae
Product: echinoderm microtubule-associated protein-like 6
Exons: 41
Coding region: 266-6262 (1998 amino acids)
Molecular function (GO): microtubule binding
Source: RefSeq, a predicted model, not a curated record
AGGCCGGCCGUCUGGCGAUUGGCGUCCAAUCCGGAUCGUCCUCGCUCGCCUCCUUCAAUUCUUGCGGUUCUCACCUGCGGUUCCGACUCGCUGCGGAACGACGGAGACGGCGGGCGGGCGGGCGGACGCCGAUGCCGGUCGAGCUUCGAGCGCGGCGGCGGAACGUGAAAAUGCCGAUGACGUUGGAAGCCGCGGGGCAGCAGUCUUGACAGGAAGUCACGGCGGUGAGACGGCCACAAGACGCCCGUGAACGGUGGCGGGCCUGAUGGCGGACAAGACGGCGCCGCGCUGCCAGCUGAGGCUGGAGUGGAUUCACGGCUACCGCGGCCACCAGUGCCGCAACAACCUCUUCUACACGGCAGGCAAGGAACUGGUCUACUUUGUGGCCGGGGUGGGCGUGGUCUACAACGCCCGCGACCACGCCCAAAAGUUCUACCUGGGACACAACGAUGACAUCAUCAGUCUGGCGCUGCAUCCCGACAAAGUGCAGGUGGCGACGGGUCAGGUGGGCAAAGAUCCCUACGUGUGCGUGUGGGACACGUACGGCAUGCAGACCGUCUCCAUCCUGCGCGACGCGCACACCCACGGCGUGGCCUGUUUGGCUUUCGACGCCGACGGACAGCGACUGGCGUCCGUCGGUUUGGACGCCAAGAACGUCGUGUGCGUGUGGGACUGGAGGAGAGGACGCGUCCUGGCCUCGGCCACCGGACACUCGGACAGAAUCUUCGACGUGGCUUGGGACCCGCAGCUUUCGGCGCGACUGGUCAGCUGCGGCGUCAAACACAUCAAGUUCUGGACCCUGUGCGGAAACGCCCUGACCCCCAAACGGGGAAUCUUCGGCAAGACGGGCGACCUCCAAACCAUUUUGUGCGUGGCCACCGCCAAGGAGCAGACCACCUACUCGGGAGCGCUCAACGGAGACGUGUACGUGUGGAGGGGGGUGACGCUGGUCAGGACCGUGCAGGCGGCGCACGCGGCAGGGAUCUUUAGCAUGCACGCCAGCGAGGAGGGCUUCGCCACCGGCGGACGCGACGGUUGCGUGCGCCUUUGGGACGUCGACUUCAAGCCCAUCACCAAGAUCGACCUGCGGGAAGCCGAGCAGGGCUACAAAGGUGGGAGCGUCCGCCGCCAUCGCCGCUACCGCCGCGCGCCCGGCCCUCACGCCCGCCCGCCCGCCCUUUCAGGUCUGUCCAUCCGCAGCGUCUGCUGGAAGGCCGACCGCGUUCUGGCCGGGACGCAGGACGGCGAGAUCUGGGAGGUCAUGGUUCGCGACAGGGACAAACCGCUGCUGCUGAUGCAGGGCCACAGCGAGGGCGAGCUGUGGGCGCUCGACCUCCAUCCCAAGCAACCCGUCGCCGUCACCGGCAGCGAUGACCGCUCUGUUAGGCUGUGGAGCCUUCCCGACCACACCCUGCUGGCCCGCUGUAACAUGGAGGAAGCGGUGCGCAGCGUUUCCUUCAACGACGACGGAUCUCAGCUGGCUCUCGGCAUGAAGGACGGCUCCUUCACCGUCCUGCGAGUCAGGGACAUGACGGAAGUGGUGCACAUCAAGGACCGCAAGGAGGUGAUCCACGAGCUCAAGUUCUCCCCGGACGGCUCCUUCCUGGCCGUGGGCUCCAACGACGGCGCGGUGGACGUCUACGCCGUGGCGCAACGCUUUAAGAAAGUGGGCGAGUGCGCCCGCUCCGCCUCCUUCAUUACCCACCUGGACUGGUCGGUCGACUCGCGCUUCCUGCAAACCAACGACGGCGCGGGACAACGCCUCUUUUACCGGAUGCCAGCGGGUAAGCCGGCGUCCAAGGAGGAGGCCAAGGGAGCCCACUGGAUGACGUGGACCGGCGUGCUGGGCCCGGAAGUCAACGGCAUCUGGCCCAAGUACUCCGACGUGACCGACGUCAACUCGGUGGACGCCAACUUCGGUGGCGCCGUGCUGGCCGCCGGCGACGACCUGGGCCUCGUCAAACUCUUCCGCUUCCCGUGCCUCAAGAAAGGCGCCAAGUUCAAGAAGUACAUCGGCCAUUCCGCCCACGUCACCACCGUGCGCUGGUCCAGUGACCUGCAGUGGUUGGUCAGCACCGGCGGGGCCGACCACGCCGUCUUCCAGUGGCACUUCUUGCCCGAAGGCAUCAUGAACGGCGUCCUGGAACCCCUCCUCCAAGAAGGCUACGCGGACUCCGACAGCGGCGACUCGGACUCGGACGUAUCCGACGUCCCCGAGAUCGACUCGGACAUCGAGCGGGAAUCCCAGCACAACUACGAGCGCCAGGUUUACAAGGACGACCUGCCGCAGCUGCGCAGGAAGCUGAUCGGGUCACUCAAGAGGCAGAAAGCUCCCGAGGAGGGUCUUCGUCUGCAAUUUGUUCACGGGUACCGGGGCUUCGACUGCCGAAACAACCUGUUCUACAGUCGGACGGGCGAGGUGGUGUACCACGUGGCCGCCGUGGCGGUGGUCUACAACCGGCUGCAGCACACGCAGAGGUUCUACCAGGGCCACGACGACGACAUCCUCAGCCUCGCCGCGCAUCCACUCAAAGACUUUGCCGCCAGCGCGCAGGUGGGCCGAGACCCGGCCAUCCACGUGUGGGACGUCUCCACUCUGAAAUGUCUGUCGCUGCUUCGAGGCCACCACGGCGCCGGCGUGUGCGCGCUGGACUUCACCGCUGACGGCAAGGGUUUGCUGUCGGUGGGAAUGGACGACUCGCACUCGGUGGUCAUCUGGGACUGGAAGAAGGGCGAGCGACUGGCCAAGAGCAGCGGUCAGAAGGACAAAGUGUUUGUGGUGAAGAGUAAUCCCUUCAGGAUGGACAAGCUGGUCACUGUGGGGAUGAAACACAUCAAGUUCUGGCAACACACAGGCGGCGGCCUGACGUUCAAACGGGGGAUCUUCGGGAACCUGGGCAAGCGGGAGACCAUGAUGUCGGCGUGCUACGGCCGCGCCGAGGACUCGCUCUACUCGGGGGCCACCAACGGCGACGUUUACGUUUGGCGAGAAACCGCGCUGGUGAAGACCGUCAAGGCCCACGACGGGCCCGUGUUCGCCAUGUGCUCUCUGGACAAGGGUUUCGUGACGGGCGGCAAGGACGGCGUGGUGGAACUGUGGGACGACGCCUUUGAAAGGUGCCUGAAGACCUACGCCAUCAAGAGGGCGCUUCUGUCCCCCGCGUCCAAAGGGCUGCUGCUGGAAGACAAUCCGUCGGUCCGAGCCAUCGCGCUAGCGCAUGGGCGCAUUCUGGUCGGCACCAAGAACGGAGAAAUUCUGGAGGUGGACAAGAGCGGUCCCAUGACGCUGCUGGUCCAGGGUCACGCCGAGGGCGAGGUCUGGGGUUUGGCCGCCCAUCCGCUGCUUCCCGUCUGCGCCACUGUCGGCGACGACAAAACCCUCCGCAUGUGGGAGCUGUCGGCCAAUCGCCGAAUGGUGGCCGUGCGCAAGCUGAAGAAAGGCGGGCGCAGCUGCGCCUUCUCCCCCGACGGCAAAGCUCUGGCGGUGGGUCUGAACGACGGCAGCUUCCUGGUGGUCAACGCCGACACGCUGGAGGACAUGGUGACCUUCCACCACCGCAGGGAGCUCAUCUCCGACAUCCGCUUCUCCCAAGACGCCGGCAAGUACCUGGCCGUGGCCUCGCACGAUUCCUUCGUGGACAUCUACGACGUGCCGACUAGCAAGCGAGUCGGCAUCUGCAAGGGAGCCGUUGGCGGCGUCACCCACCUGGACUGGGACUCCAGAGGGAAACUUCUGCGGGUCAACGCGGGAAACGGAGAGCGGCUUUUCUUCGAGGCUCCCCGAGGGCGCAAGCAGAACGUGGACGCGGCCGAGGCGGACAAGCUGGAGUGGGCCAGCUGGACUUGCGUCCUGGGUCCCGGCUGCGAGGGAAUCUGGCCCGCCUUGGGCUCGGUCAACGCGACGUCGCUCAGCAAAGACGGCAAACUGCUGGCCAGCGGCGAUGACUUUGGCUUCCUCAAGCUCUUUGGCUUCCCGUGCAGGGGUCACUUCUCCAAGUUCAAAAAGUACGUGGGCCACAGCGCCAAUGUGACCAACGUCCGCUGGUCCAACGACGACGCGCUGUUGCUGUCGGUGGGCGGGGCCGACGCCGCGCUCAUGAUUUGGCUCAGGGAGCCUCCGGGUCAGAGGGAGAACAAAGCGCUCGACAGCGAGGAGUCCGACGACGACGCCGAGGAAGACGGAGGCUACGACAGCGACGUGGCUCGGGAGAGGGCGGCGGACUACGUGACCAAGGUCUACUCUCCCAGCAUCCGGAAGAUGACGGGAACCAAACCUCACCUGCAGCACAAGGAACUGGCGCCGGAAGAAAGACCUCCGGUGAGUCGGGCCGCUCCGCUGCCCGACAAGCUGCUGCGGAACAGCGCGUCCGGGAAGAAGAAGGCGGUGGAGGACCUUCGGCUGGAUCACGUGUUCGGGUACCGGGGCUCGGACUGCCGCAACAACCUUCACUACCUCAACGACGGCGCCGACAUCGUCUUCCACGCGGCGGCCGCGGCCAUCGUGCAAAACCUGUCCUCGGGAACUCAGAGUUUUUAUCUGGAGCACACGGACGACAUCCUGUGCCUGACCGUCAACCAGCACCCCAAAUACCAAAACGUCAUCGCCAGCGGGCAGAUCGGAGACACCACGGAGCUCCCGGGGUCGGCGCCGUCGGUCCGCGUGUGGGACGCCGUGAGCAAGCAGACCCUGUCCAUCCUGCGCUGCUCCCACGCCAAAGGCGUGGGCUACGUCCACUUCAGCGCCACGGGGAAGCUGCUGCUGUCCGUCGGGGUGGAGCCUGAACACGUCGUCAGCGUGUGGAGGUGGCAGGAAGGUGAGGUCCGCCGCGAACCGUCAACCACUGUCGCACGCACACGCUUUUUGACGGCAGGCGCCAGGAUCGCCAGCAAAGGGGGCCACCCGGAGCGGAUCUUCGCAGUGGAGUUCCGGCCCGACUCGGACAGCCAGUUCGUGUCGGUGGGCGUCAAACACGUCAGGUUCUGGACUUUGGCGGGCGGCUCGCUCUUGUACAAGAAAGGCGCGCUGGGCGCCGUGGAGGACGGCCGCGUGCAGACCAUGCUGGCCGUGGCCUUCGGAGCCAACAACCUGACCUUCACCGGCGCCAUCAACGGAGACGUGUACGUGUGGAGGGAGCACUUCCUGGUGCGGGUGGUGGCCAAGGCGCACAGCGGGCCAGUCUUCGCCAUGUACACCACGCUGCGGGACGGGCUCAUCGUCACGGGUGGAAAAGAGCGUCCGACCAAGGAGGGCGGCGCCGUCAAACUUUGGGACCAGGAGAUGAAGCGAUGCCGAGCCUUUCAGCUGGAGACCGGUCAAGCGGUGGAGAACGUCCGAUCCGUCUGCAGGGGGAAGGGCAAGAUCCUGGUGGGAACCAAAGAUGGCGAGAUCAUCGAAGUGGGCGAGAAGAACGCCGCCUCCAACACCAUGAUCAACGGCCACACCCGGGGGGGCAUUUGGGGACUGGACGCGCACCCUUUCAAAGACGUCUUCAUCUCGGCCGGCGAUGACGGAACCGUCCGCAUCUGGGACCUGGCCGAUAAGAAACUCCUGAACAAGGUGACCCUGGGCCAUCCCGCCAAGUGCACGUCGUACAGCCCCAACGGCGAGAUGGUUUCCAUCGGCAUGGAGAACGGGGAGUUCAUCGUCCUGCUGGUCAACUCGCUCAGCGUCUGGGGCAAGAAGCGAGACCGCAGCGUCGCCAUCCAGGACGUACGUUUCAGCCCAGACAACCGUUUCCUGGCGGUGGGGUGCGCGGAGAGCGCCGUGGACUUCUACGACCUUUCCCUGGGCUCCUCCCUCAACCGCAUCGGCUACUGCAAGGACAUCCCGGGCCACGUCAUGCAGAUGGACUUCUCGGCCGACGGCAAGCACAUCCAGGUGUCCACCAGCACCUACGCCCGGCAGGUGCACGAGGUUCCUUCGGGCAAGAUGGUCACCGAAGCGGCCCUGGUGGAGAGGAUCACUUGGGCCACGUGGACCAGCAUCCUGGGCGACGAGGUCCUGGGCAUCUGGCCCCGCAACGCCGACAAGGCCGACGUCAACUGCGCCUGCGUGUCCCGCGCCGGCCUCAACUUGGUGACCGGCGACGACUUGGGCCUCAUCAAGCUCUUCGACUUCCCGUGCUCGGAGAAAUUCGCCAAACACAAGCGCUACUCGGGACACUCGGCUCACGUGACCAACGCCCGCUUCGCUUGCGACGACAAGUUCGUCAUCAGCGCCGGCGGCAGCGACCGCAGUUUGUUUGUGUGGAAAUGUCAGUAGCCGGCGGCGGCGGCCCGCGCCAGGACGGGCCUUUGCACUCGCAGCGGCAGCGAGCGGCGCCACAAACGGAGAAGCACGCCGCCUGUCCCUUUUGUCAACUGUUGCCAACCCCCCCCAUGAAGUUUCUUUUAGUUUUGGAGCUUGGACACUUGAUGGAGGGAGAUCCGAGCGACGAGAGCCUCGACAUUGAACGGACAACGGCACAGUCAUAUCUUUGUACAUUGGGAAAGUUUUUUUUUUUUAGGGAGGGGUCGCAAACUAGCCAGUGCGCUACGCACGUUUAGCCAAGGUCACUCAUGGCUAGUGUUCUUGAUUUAUCGGGUGUGGUCGACGCACGCCCGGUUCGGCAAAGUUGCUUUCAUUGGCGAGGCAACGCGCGACAUCGCUCGCCGUUGCGCCUUCACGAUGUGGAAUUUGGCGACCUCGUCCAGCACAAAGUGGAGCGUGCGUGUGUGAAAUUUCGUCUUGGUAUUUGUUUUUCAUUCGGUGCUCACUUGAAAACUGUCGGAGGAGUGAACCGAUUGCUGGCUGCAAUUUUCCAAACGCUUUGAGCACGCCCACGAGCGUAUUAUGUCCUAAGAUGUGAUUUGAAACGACUUUCACGUGACAAAACGUAAAUCAAGACUCACCGUUCAGAAAGCGACGGGGGCCGCAACGAGGGCGUUUCCAAACUUUGGACCGGUUGUCCGUCCCCGGAAAGACUGCCGAGUUUUCACGUGGACGUUUGCGAUAUCUGUUCUGGAAAUCUCCUGUUCACGAAGCCGUUUUCAAAAGUGUCGUUGAUGUUUUGAGGUCUUUCUCAUUGCAAUUGUUGCCGCCCUUCAAAUCUGUUGACAAUGACGGUCAAAAAGGUUUUUGA